AGUGGUUUUGGGGUGAGUUUCAGUAGUUUUGAGGUGUUUUUGAGGUGGUUUUGGGGUGAGUUUCAGCGGUUUUGGGGUGUUUUUGGGGUGCAGGCUGCCUGUUGUGGGGUGCUGGGCCGGGGGGUGUGUAGGGCGCUGUAGGGGCCACGCAGCGUUGCUGCGGGGGGGUUUUGGGGUGUUUUAGGGUUUUGGGUGGGACGCUGAGUGUUGUGAGGGUGUCGUUGGGGUCCUUGGGGUGCAGGGGGGUGUUUUGGGGUGCUGCAGGUGGGUGCUGAACAACGGGGCACUGGGAGCACUGGGAAGGGGACACUGGGGACUUUGGGACAGCAACAUUGGAGCAGGGGCACUAGGGACACCGGGAGGGGGAAAUGGGGACCCCUGAGAGGACUGGGGACAGCGGGGACACUGGGGACACUGUCCCCACUCCGCCCCUCAUCCCCGUGCCUCAGUUUCCCCCCGCUCGCAGCCCGGGGCGGGGCGGGGGGGUCGCUCCCAGCCCCACCCGCGAUGCCGGGGGUCCCGCUGCUCUUCGUCCUCCUCCUCCUCCUCCUCCUCAUGGCCGGGACCCCCGCCCAGUCCUUCCCGCGGGACCUGGUGGCUCGCAGCACCGUGGGGCUCGCAGCCACCGCCGCGUACCCGCGCUUCGGGGGUCUCCGGGGGGACAACGGCACGGCACGGCUCGGCCUCGACUUCCAGCGGAUGCUGCGGCUGAACGGGACGCUCUUCGUGGCUGCCCGGGAUCACAUCUACGCCUUCGACCUGCGGCAGGACAAGGGGACGCUGUACCCGGAGCGGCACCUCACCUGGGAGACGCAGGACAGGGAGAACUGCGCCAUGCGGGGCCGGCGGCAGGACGAGUGUCACAAUUACAUCCGGGUGCUGGUGCCCCGCGACGCCGAGACCCUCCUGGCCUGCGGCACCAACGCCUUCAGCCCCCUGUGCCGCACCUACCAGGUGAGCAGCCUGGCACAGCAGGGUGACGAGGUCAGUGGCCAGGCCCGGUGUCCCUUUGAUGCCAAGCAAAGCAUCGUGGCUCUCUUUGUCGAUGGCAGCCUGUACUCGGCCACGGUGGCCGAUUUCCAGGCGAGUGAUGCCGUGAUCUACCGCAGCCUGAGCCCCGGGCAGGCUCCCCUGCGCACCCUCAAAUACAGCUCCCGCUGGCUGCAGGGUACCCCGAAAUGGGGACCCUGAGGGUGUCCAGGUGCUGACCCUGGGUGGUGCCCAGGUGCUGACCCUCAGGGUGCCCAGGUGCUGACCCUGAGGAUGCCCAGGUGCUGACCCGGGUGCCCAGGUGCUGACCCGCGUUGCUGUGCAGGUGCUGUGGCCCGGGUGGCCCGGGUGUGCCGCAACGACCGCGGCGGGUCUCCGCGGGUGCUGGAGCGGCGCUGGACGUCCUUCCUGAAGGUGCGGCUGCAGUGCUCCAUCCCUGGGGACACCGUCUUCUACUUCGAUGUCCUGGAGGCCGUGACACCCCCCCAGACCCUGCACGGGCGCCCCGCUGUUCUCGCCCUCUUUGGCACCCAACCCAACAGCAUCCCCGGCUCGGCCGUGUGCGCCUUCUACCUGGCAGACGUGGAGCGCUCCUUCGAGGGCCCCUUCGCCGAGCCCCGUGGGACCACCUGGACCCCCGUGCCAGAGGAGAGGGUCCCUCAGCCCAGGCCGGGCUGUUGUGCCGGGAUGGGACCUGCUGCCGGCGUUGUCACCUCCGGGGACUUCCCUGACGAGACGCUGGUGUUCGCCAAGGAGCACCCGCUGCUGCACGGCGCCGUGGGCCCCGCGGGCGGGCGGCCCCUCUUCACCCACACCGGCACCAGGCUGACCCAGCUGGCCGUGGACACGGGCGCGGGGCCCCGCGGGAACCAGACCGUGCUGUUCCUGGGCGCCGAGGACGGGCGGCUGCUGAAGGUCCUGGCAGCUGCACAGAGCCCCGAGGCCACGCAGCCCCCCGGGGGCACCCCAGCACCGGGGGGCACCCGAGAGCCGGGGGACAGCAGGGACAGCAGUGGCAAGACGCUGCUGCUGGAGGAGAUCAGCCUCUACGACCCCGGACGGAGCUGCCUGGCUGCCCGAGACCCCUAUUGUGUCUGGCUGCCCUCCAGGGGCUGCGUCCCCUUCUCCGAGGACCUUCCGAGUGGCUUCCAGCAGGACGUGGAGGGAUCCCUGGGGAUCAGCGGGACCUGCCAAGGGGCUGCAGAGGACAGUGACGAGGAUGGAGACCUGGCCCACGGGGUGCGGCACCCGGGCCCGGAGGCCGAAUCGACGGUGCCGGUGCCGGUGCUGGUGGGCUGCGUGCUGGGCGCCUUCGCCCUGGGAGCCCUGGCCACCGGGCUGGUGGCCACCUGCUGCCAGCGCCCCGCCGUCCCCAAAGCCCCCCCGGAGCCGCCCUGCGCCCCUCGGACCCCGACCCAAACUCCCGUCCCCCGCCUGUAUCCCGCGCUGCCGCCGCGGGACCCCCCCGAGCCCGAGCCCGAGCCCCCCGCGCUGCCCCCGGCCCGCGCACCCCGCGACCGGGAGCCCCGGCGCGGCCCCGCGGAGCCCCCCGGGCCGGGACCACCGGGCAGGGCUGCCCGGGAGGAGAUGCCGCAGCGGCUGCCCGGGGGCUCGGGGUGGCCCGUGACCCCCCCGGGCACCGGCUCCUUUACCAACCGGGUGCUGCCGCGCUCCGCGGGUCCCGGACCCCCCUUCGGCCCCCACGACCGGGCUCCGGUGCGCCUGGAUGUGCCCCCCGACAGCCCCCCGGCCCCGCGGCGGCCGCUGGCACAGAGCCGCUCGCUGGGGGGGACCCCCGUGAGCCCCCCCGGGCCGCCGCGGGGCCUCACCCGCAUGCACUCGUUGGGGACACCGGGGGGGACACCCUGGGGACCCCGGCCCGGCGCCCUGGAGCGCUCCCUGUCCAUGAAGCCCCCCGUGCUCCCCAAGCCGCUGCUGCUGCCCGCGGCCCCGGGGCGGCACUGAGACCCCCCCCGGGACACCCCAACUGCAGCCGGGGGACCCCGCGCUGUCACCUUCCCCCAGCUCUCUGUCCCCACGUCACCAGGACAGCCCCCAGCAGGGUGACAGGGAUCCCCGUGUCCCCACGUUGCAGUGACAAGGUCUCCAUGUCUCCCGUCCCCCUGGUUUUGCUUUUUUUUUAAAUUCUUUCUAAUUUAUUUUCUGUUCGGCGGGGGGAUGGGAGUUGCUGUCACCCCCCCUUUGGGGACACCAAGAAGGGGGACACAUGGCCCAGCCCAUCCUACUGUGUAGGACCAGGGCUGGGCCGGGGCACUGCAACAGUGGCACAGGAUUUUAAUAAAAAAUACAGAACAAA
This is a messenger RNA of Pyrgilauda ruficollis (rufous-necked snowfinch), 3307 nucleotides long. It is a transcript of the gene SEMA6C, whose product is annotated as semaphorin 6C. Gene Ontology annotation, molecular function: chemorepellent activity; semaphorin receptor binding. The record is from RefSeq and is a predicted model, not a curated record. Gene Ontology annotation, biological process: negative regulation of axon extension involved in axon guidance; neural crest cell migration; positive regulation of cell migration. Lineage: Eukaryota; Metazoa; Chordata; Aves; Passeriformes; Passeridae.